Molecule: messenger RNA, 1863 nt
Organism: Exserohilum turcica Et28A
Lineage: Eukaryota; Fungi; Ascomycota; Dothideomycetes; Pleosporales; Pleosporaceae
Exons: 4
Coding region: 1-1839 (612 amino acids)
Molecular function (GO): flavin adenine dinucleotide binding; N,N-dimethylaniline monooxygenase activity; NADP binding
Source: RefSeq, a predicted model, not a curated record
AUGUCAGCGGUACCCAGCCUUCCCACUGAUGCGCCCGAGAUGCACGCGGCCGCCGUUAGCAACCCUGUCGCAGCGAAGACACCUUUCAAGCUCAACGAUGCACCUGUGGAGAACUUGCGGCGGCUCAAAGUCAUCGUCAUUGGUGCUGGCUAUUCGGGCAUCUACUGCGGCAUCCGCAUACCUGAGCGUUUGCGGAAUGUUGACUUGGUCAUCUACGAGAAGAAUGCUGGUGUCGGCGGGACUUGGUAUGAAAACAGAUAUCUGGGCUGCGCGUGUGACAUACCUUCACACUCGUACCAGUAUACUUUCCAACCAAACCCCUACUGGUCGUCACUGUAUGCGCCAGCGGCCGAGAUCCAGUCAUAUCUCCAAGACGUGGCGCAAAAGUAUUCCGCCGAUCGCUUCAUCAAACUCCGCCACCAGGUCGAAGCUUGCCACUGGAACGACAAGACUGCCAAGUGGACAGUUGCAGUCAAGAAUUUGGCAACGGGAGAGACGUUCCAGGACCAAGCAGAUGUGGUCAUCUCUGCAAGGGGAAAUCUAAACAACCCCUCAUGGCCUGAGAUAGAUGGCCUGAGCACUUUCAAAGGCGAAGUCAUGCACUCGGCAACCUGGAAUCAAGAUUACGACUUUGAGAAUAAGCGGGUAGGUGUCAUCGGCUCAGGCUCCUCCUCGAUCCAAAUUGUACCGUCGCUCCAGCGUAUGCCGGGUACCCAUGUCAGCACAUUUGUGCGGAGUAAGACGUGGAUUGCUGCGCCUUUCAGCCAGAGACUCUGGGACAAGUACGAGUUCCAGGGGUCGACCGUCCCUGCAGAGAUGCGUGAUCGCUUUGCCAACGAUCCCGAGUUCUACCACAAGUUCAGACUCUCAGUCGAAGAAGACGGAAACGCGAUCCAUGAUGUCACCAUCAAAGGAACUGCCCUUCAACUGGGGUCCAAAGACAUGUUCGAAAAAAACAUGAAAGAGCGACUCCAGAGCCGGCCGGACAUCUUCGAGACGCUCCUCCCUUCGUUCUCGCCGGGAUGCCGCCGCUUGACACCUGGACCGGGGUAUCUUGAGGCUUUGCUACAGCCCAAUGUUGACUUUGUCACAUCGCCCAUUAUUCGCAUCUCCGAAUCGGCCAUCCACACUGCCGAUGGCAAGACGUACGAGAUAGACGCCCUCGUCUGCGCAACCGGCUUCAAAACAUCUGCUCCGCCACCGUUCCCUUUGACUGGCAGCAAUGGGCUUGCGUUGACGGAAAAGUGGGAAGAGCGUGCAGUGAACUACCUGUCCCAUUCGGUCGCUGGGUUUCCCAACCUCUUCACCAUGCUCGGCCCCAACGGGGCGAUUGGGACCGGUAGCCUGACAAAUAUGAUAGAAACCGUGGGCGACUACAUCAUCAAAGCCAUCCGAAAGAUACAAAAAGAAAACAUUGCCUCGAUGGUGGUCAAAGAAGCGCGCGAAAAGGACUUUACCGAGUACGUAGACACGUAUUUUGAGAAUACAGUCUUUGCCGAAGACUGCAGAAGCUGGUACAAGCACAAGGGUACGGGCGCGAUUGUGGGUCUCUGGCCAGGAAGCACGCUGCACUGUGCUGAGGUGAUGCGCAGUCCGCGAUGGGAGGACUACGACUAUGUCUACCUGGACGAGCUGGAGAAUGAUGACGACGCCGAAAACAAGCUCAAUGGCGCGGGUAAGAGUGCGAAUAGGCUGGCUUGGCUGGGGAAUGGCUGGAGCAUUCUUCAGCAAGAGGAACGAGACCUGGCCUGGUACCUGUAUCCGGAGUUUCUGGACAAGCCUCUUGCGCCGCACCCGGAGAAGAAGGGCGAGUAUGCCAUUCGUCCAUUCUCGCAUUGAACAGGAUAGACGGCGUUGAUGGCU